Beta vulgaris subsp. vulgaris (sugar beet) is the source of this 1913-nucleotide messenger RNA. Its product is annotated as benzaldehyde dehydrogenase, mitochondrial. Bases 124 to 1731 code for a protein of 535 amino acids. NCBI's taxonomy places the organism in Eukaryota, Viridiplantae, Streptophyta, Magnoliopsida, Caryophyllales, Amaranthaceae. The transcript is spliced from 11 exons. Gene Ontology annotation, molecular function: aldehyde dehydrogenase (NAD+) activity. The record is from RefSeq and is a predicted model, not a curated record.
UUUAUCCUCCCACGGCUCCCAGCAUAACCAAAAUUGAACUUUAGUAAUAUAUAUUCAGAUUGGUGAUAGAAUACUGAAUACAGAAUACUGAAUAGUGAGCAUCAUCAUUUAUAAUUAUCAGGCAUGGCAGCUCGCAGGGUUUCCUCUUUACUUUCACGUACUUUGUCUUCUUCUCUUCCUCUUUCUCUUCGCAAAGGUUCAAGCUGUGGAAGAGGCUUAAGCCGAUUUAGCAGUACCGCUUCUGCAAUUGAAGAUCCUAUAAUUCCGAAUGUGGAUAUUAAGCACACCAAACUUCUCAUCAAUGGACAGUUUGUUGAUGCUGCAUCUGGGAAGACAUUUCCUACAUAUGAUCCUCGCACUGGGAAUGUGAUAACACACGUUGCUGAAGGUGAUGCAGAGGAUAUCAAUCGUGCAGUUGCUGCUGCUCGUAAAGCCUUUGAUGAAGGUCCAUGGCCUAAAAUGACAGCUUAUGAGAGAGCACGAAUCAUUUUGAGAUUUGCUGAUUUGGUUGAGCAACAUAGUGAGGAGCUUGCUGCUUUAGAGACUUGGGAUAAUGGAAAGCCUUUUCAACAGGCUUCCAAAUCCGAGUUGCCACUGUUUGUCCGCUUAUUUCAUUACUAUGCAGGCUGGGCAGAUAAAAUCCAUGGUCUAACUGUUCCUGCUGAUGGUCCAUACCACGUGCAAACGUUACAUGAACCAAUUGGUGUAGCCGGGCAAAUUAUUCCAUGGAACUUUCCCCUCAUUAUGUUUGCCUGGAAAGUCGGGCCUGCCUUGGCAUGUGGCAACACGAUUGUCUUGAAGACUGCUGAGCAAACUCCAUUAACUGCUCUCUAUGUCGGGAAACUCUUCCAUGAGGCUGGUCUUCCUCCUGGUGUGUUGAAUAUAGUUUCUGGCUUUGGUCCUACAGCAGGGGCAGCUCUUGCAGGUCAUAUGGAUGUCGACAAGAUUGCUUUCACGGGAUCUACUGAAACUGGGAAGGCUAUACUUGAACUAGCAGCAAAGAGCAAUCUUAAGCCAGCGACUUUAGAGCUUGGAGGUAAAUCACCUUUCAUUGUAUGUGACGAUGCUGAUGUCGAUAAAGCAGUUGAACUCGCACAUUUUGCUCUCUUCUUUAACCAGGGCCAAUGUUGCUGUGCUGGCUCCCGUACCUAUGUGCAUGAGCGUGUGUACGAUGAAUUUGUGGAAAAAGCAACUCAACGUGCCAAGAGACGUACUGUUGGAGAUCCCUUUAAGAGUGGCAUUGAGCAAGGUCCUCAGAUAGACACAGAGCAAUUUGAGAAAGUUUUGAGGUAUAUAAAGUCUGGUUCAGAAAGCACUGCAAAGCUCGAGUGUGGAGGUCAGAGAUUUGGAUCUAGAGGUCUCUUCAUCCAGCCCACUGUCUUCUCAAAUGUUCAGGAUGACAUGCUAAUCGCGCAGGAUGAAAUAUUUGGCCCAGUACAGUCUAUUUUGAAAUUCAAGGAGCUUGAUGAUGUUGUUCGUAGAGCGAACACCACUCAAUAUGGGCUAGCAGCCGGAGUAUUCACUAACAACCUCAACACCGCCAACACAUUGUCACGGGCACUGAGAGCUGGGACUGUGUGGGUGAACUGCUUUGAUGUAUUUGAUGCUGCAAUUCCUUUUGGCGGGUACAAGAUGAGCGGUAUAGGAAGGGAGAAGGGUGUUUACAGUCUGAGCAACUAUCUGCAGGUGAAAGCUGUGGUUACUCCUUUGAAAAACCCAGCUUGGUUGUAACUUGUAACUAACUUGUAAGGACAUUUAUGCAGUCCUUGAUUUUCCGUCUUCUUUCAUUUUGUGAAGAAUAAGGAAAGAAAAUAGUCUCUUGUAACUUGUAAGAAUGCUUAUUCCCGUUUUCCUAAAACAAAAUUAUAGUUUUUCUCAAAGAUAAAGUUCAUUAAUGGUUUGAUGUUCAUAUA